CCAGACUCUGAUUGAAUCGGUGCGGUUUCAAUUAGUUACAUAGAGACGGCACCGCGGAGUGGUGGACCGUAUGGUGGGGGCUGUGUCAUUUUGGUGCAAGUGCUACAGUUCUUUGCUUGAACGAGGGAGGUGAUUUGUUUGAAUGGACGCCGAACGUUAGUAUUCUUUGUGUACAUCAUCAUUUUGGAGACUCGUGUUUUUGGAUGUUCACUAAAGACGUUUAACGGUGUAGCUUUACUAUGGGGUGCCAGAGCAUAGAUGAGAAAGGACUGGUUACAAAAUGUUAUGAAAGGAGCAGACUGGCGUAAAUGUAUACUAAAAACCAGGCCGGCUUAUUAGUCGGCGUGACGCUCCCUUCUUUUUGUCGCUGCUUUCUAAGAGAAAGAGAGCCCCGUUUCAACUUGUAGCAAUGGAUGUGCAUUGUUGCCGGCCGAUGCGGAGCCUGGCGCAGUGCAGUGGCAGUUACCGAAGCCCUUUGAAAAUAGAUUAAGUUCGAUACUAAUUCGGUUUCGUUGUUUGUCGACUUUAUUUUUCGGCUGCCCUUAUCUACGAGCUCCACAUUUUGUGCGCUUGUAUUUGGGGUAGGAAGUGGGGAAUCCCGGACCGUUACGCAGCCAUUCCGUACACAUACACCGCGGGCAUCUGAAAAUGUGUAUAUAUUUUUAACCGUGCUUUUCCUUGCUGUCAAGAGAUACAAAGUAUGCACGCCUCGGCGAAGCGACUGAAGACGGCAGCAGUUGAAGCAGCGAUCGCGCAGGAAUAACAGGCACCCACCGGCUUCCGUGAUGAAAGUGUUACGCAGGAAACGGAUCGUUUUGUUCAUUGCUUACUUUUUGUUACUGAUUUUAACAAUGCUCAACCUAGCCAACUAUAAAUGGACUAAAGAGCCCCAGCAGUGCAAUCAUCAGAUGAGGAGCACCCCAUAUCAGAGCAGGUCUGAUAUCCGUUAUUUGUACAGACCAUCCUUGGCUAAGAAGAGGCAGCUCGUCUACGUGCUCACAACCUGGAGAUCAGGCUCCUCCUUUUUCGGGGAGCUGUUUAAUCAGAACCCCGAAGUCUUCUUUCUGUAUGAGCCCAUGUGGCACAUUUGGCAGAAGUUGUAUCCUGGGGAUGCUGUGUCACUGCAGGGUGCCGCAAGGGAUAUGCUGAGCUCUCUUUACCGAUGUGACCUCUCCGUUUUCCAGCUGUACAACACUCCAGGGGGUAAGAACAUCACCUCCCUGGGCCUGUUCGGGGCCACCCUAAACAAGGUGAUCUGUUCCUAUCCACUUUGUUCGGCUUAUCGGAAGGAGGUGGUGGGCAUGGUGGAUGAUAAAGUGUGUAAAAAGUGCCCCCCGCAAAAUUUGAGGUUCCUGGAGGAAGAGUGCCUGAAGUAUAACACUAUAGUAAUCAAGGGAGUGCGCAUUUUGGAUAUCAAUGUGUUGGCCCCGUUGAUGGAAGACCCCUCCUUGGAGGUGAAAGUCAUUCACCUGGUGAGGGACCCCAGGGCAGUGGCUAACUCCCGGAUUAAGUCCAGGCAUGGCUUGAUUCGAGAGAACCUACAGGUGGUAAGGAGCAGGGAUCCAAAGCUACGCAGGAUACCUUUUGUGGACCCAAAUCACAAAAUGAACAAAAAGGAUGGCUCAGAUUAUCACUCCAUUGGAGCCAUGGAGGUCAUAUGUGACAGGACCACCAGGACCUUACGAACUGCCCUGUCUCCACCACCCUGGCUUAAAGGGAAGUACAUGGUGGUGCGCUACGAAGACCUUGUGGAAGACCCAAUAAAAACUCUGAGGCAGGUGUACCGCUUUGUAAAUCUGUCUGCAAACCAUGACAUUGAAUCAUUUGCACUUAACAUGACAAGCGGGUCAAGUUCCUCCUCAAAGCCUUUUAUUGUUUCCUCUAGAAAUGCCACUCAGGCAGCCAGUGCUUGGAGGACAGUGCUAAGUUUCCAACAGAUUAAGCAGGUUGAAGAUUAUUGUUACCAUUCCAUGAACAUACUGGGGUAUGAGCGGGUAAAAUCCUCAUCAGAGGUGAAAGAUUUGAGUAAGUCACUGCUAAUACCCCCAAAACUUUGAGGUUGUCCUUUACAGACUAUCAGAGAUCUAUAUGUUUUAUUUGGGGUUUUAUUUUUUGUUCAAUUGUAAAGACAGCAAAACAAAAGUUGUACUGUAUUUACAGAAUUUUAUGUUACCACAAGUUUUACCAGUUCUCUUUAAUUUAACAAUAUUUUCCACUGGACAUUUAUGACUGCAUUGAAUGUAGUUUUGUUUUUUGUUUGGCUAAUUCUUGUACUUAAUAGCAGGAGCAGCGAUGCUCUUAAAAAAAAAAAACACACACGCACACACACACUAUGUUGCCCAGAGAGCCCACUGACAGUUUUAUAAAACAAUUUAAAGUGAAUACAGCAACUUUAUGCCUCUUUGUGUUCUGCAAAUGUAAAGCAGUUGUAAGAUUCAUAAGUACUAGAAGUAAGAUUUGUAAUUGGUGUACUUUGAUUUGGCCUCAAAUGUCAUGUGUGUUUUAAAGCUUUAAAUACAUUUGUAUUUUAUAUUUUUUUAUAAACUUAAUGUCUACAUAUCAGUUCUUUGCUGCUGUUGAAAACUCUAUGAAGCGGUUAAAAGUUUUUGUUAUACAUUUCUCUUACAUAUGGCAUUGUUUUUUCUCAUAAGACAAUCAGACAAAAGCAUUCUUCUGAAUGAUAUCAUGUGUAAAAUGUGUCCUGGGCCAUUGAUUAACUUGCCAAAUAUGCUGAUUGCCUUCAUUUAAAAGUUACAUUUGUAUCAUGAGAACCUUGAAGAUUGUAAGGGUGAGAUGAUAGCAGUAGUAAUAUUUGAUUUGCUCCUUACAUUACUUAUUUACUGGGACUUUCCAUGUUCUACAAUAAUAGGCAACAUAAAACCUUUGUAAACUAUUUUCAUUGUUUAAAUGCAUAAAAGCUUUUACUAGUUUCAUUGAAAAUAUGCAUCAGAAGGGGCACUAAAAUGUGUCCUGAAUUUCAGCAUUGUCACACUUUUUAAAGUUGUGCAUGUUUAAAUCUUUGUCUGGACUCUUCUCUGGUUGUGGCUUGGUUAUAAAGGUUUUGCUCCGUGAGAUGCUAGUGUAAAGUUUCAAGGAUUAGUUUAAAACCUUCUAUAAUAAUUUAAUGCCUGAAUUGUAAAUUUUUUAUUUAUUUAUGUUUAUGUUGAAGCAUUGGUGGCUUGUUGGUUUACAAAAUAACAUUUCUAGUAGACAGUCAGUCAAUUUUGUUAGGGGGAAGUUCUCUGACUAUUUCUGGUGUCAUUUUUUUUUUUGCAAUGUUGGGAGCAUUGCUGACAAUAUUUUCUAAGAUACGGAUACUGGAGUGGUUCAUAAUUAAACUUUCACAGACAUAGCUAUUAAGUAUUUUUUUAUGAAAUCACACAUACUGUUAAUAAGCUUUUGUUUUUAUUGAAAAUGAUGAAUAAUAAAAAUAGUUUACACGUGCCUAAUCAUUUUUAAGGGGUUAUAAAUAUGUACUGUAAAAUAAGAAGUGUUGAAUCUAACUGGUGUUCUUAUAAGAUGAAAUCAAACCCAGGGUAGUUAACCAGUAAGUCGGUCACUGAACGUAAAGCCAUAAUUUUAGCUACUCAUUAGCUUUUAAAAUGGGAAGAAAAAAAUUACCUGGGGUUAGUCUAUAAAUGUUAAUUCCGCUUACUUGCUGGAGAUGAAGUAAGGUAUUGUGAUUUGUGUGAAGCCUGCAUGGGCUGAGAAGUCAGUAGAAAUAUAUGUUGUUAAAACUUUAACAUUGGUUAAGAAAUGGUAAAAGAGUUACUUUUCAUCAAAGUUGCACAUUUUGUUUUGCUAUUAGUGUGACACUUCAGCUUUUUAAAUUGAAGAUCAAACAAUAAAAGUGAGUGCCCAACUCUG
Erpetoichthys calabaricus (reedfish) is the source of this 3867-nucleotide messenger RNA. RefSeq names its product carbohydrate sulfotransferase 2-like. The record is from RefSeq and is a predicted model, not a curated record. NCBI's taxonomy places the organism in Eukaryota, Metazoa, Chordata, Cladistia, Polypteriformes, Polypteridae. Gene Ontology annotation, biological process: N-acetylglucosamine metabolic process; sulfur compound metabolic process; carbohydrate metabolic process. The transcript has a single exon. Gene Ontology annotation, cellular component: Golgi membrane. The coding region runs from base 786 to 2057 and encodes 423 amino acids. Gene Ontology annotation, molecular function: N-acetylglucosamine 6-O-sulfotransferase activity.